Corticium candelabrum is the source of this 1879-nucleotide messenger RNA. RefSeq names its product small RNA 2'-O-methyltransferase-like. Bases 81 to 1283 code for a protein of 400 amino acids. Gene Ontology annotation, molecular function: RNA methyltransferase activity; O-methyltransferase activity. The record is from RefSeq and is a predicted model, not a curated record. The transcript has 7 exons. Lineage: Eukaryota; Metazoa; Porifera; Homoscleromorpha; Homosclerophorida; Plakinidae. Gene Ontology annotation, biological process: RNA methylation; piRNA processing; siRNA processing. Gene Ontology annotation, cellular component: nucleus; cytoplasm.
AGUUGAGGGUUAUAUGAUGUCAUUAUACCGGUAACUUGCGUACGGGGUUUGAUGUUGGUUAUACGGGGUACUACGCACGAAUGGCGGGAUCUCAUUCAGUGAAGAGUGAAAAGUUGGAGGAGAAUGAGGGUGAGCUUGGAGGUCCGAUGUUUAGUCCUCCGUUGUAUAGACAGCGCUACGACGUCGUUUGCGACAUUGUGAGAAAGAUGGAAGCGAGAAAAGUUGUGGAUAUGGGCUGUGCUAGUGGGAAACUAUUGUGGCAUCUGAAAUGGAUUGAUUGCAUUGAAGAGUUAGCCGGUGUUGAUGUCGAUGUCACACAGCUGCAGGGAAAUUCACACAUCUUGUGUCCUCUUACUACUGACUAUCUGAUGCCGAGAAAAAAGCCGUUGAAUAUUUGUCUGUUUGAGGGAUCAAUUGGUAGUGCUGAUUCGAGACUAUAUGACUGGGACAUUGUGUGCUGUGUUGAAGUAAUCGAGCAUUUACACACAGGCACACUCGCUCUUGUCCCACACGCUUUAUUCCAUCAACUCCAACCCAAGGUCGUCAUCGUCACAACUCCAAACUCCGAAUUCAACAUCCUCUUUUCUAACUUCCGCGAUUUUCGUCACUGGGACCAUAAAUUUGAGUGGACACGAGAUGAAUUCCGGUCUUGGGCCGAUGGCAUUGCUAGUGAGUUCAACUAUAGUGUCGAGUAUAGUGGAGUUGGUGAAGGCCCUCCUGGCUCGCUGGACAAACUGGGCUGGUGCACACAAAUCGCCGUUUUUACUCGUCUCCAUAUUGAUAGUGAGUGCGCGCAAUGUAUUGAGGAGAAUUUGCAGCCAUAUAGAUGUAUCAAAGAGAUAUCACAUCCUCAUCAGCUGCAGACACCUCACACUACACUCCAGCAGUUGAACGACGAGCUAACCUACUAUUGUCACUUCCUAGCUGACAUCGAUUGUGGGACUGAAACAGACGAGGAAGACGCUGAGCGAGUGACACACACGGUUUGCAUUCGACUCGAGCGGCUCAUGAAAUUUGGUCGGAUUAAGGAGUUGUGUCCAGAUCUGGAUGAAUUGCGCUCUUGCAUUCGUCAAACAGAACAAUUUCAUUUGUCUCCUGAUGGCGACAGCGUAUUAUACACACACAUCUUGAUGAGUAGUAGUAAUGGGUGGAAUGUUGAUGAUGAUGAUGGUGGUGAAAGUGAUGUGGUGGAUGACUACCAAGUGGACAAUGAGAGGCGGGUUGAAAAUUGGAAUCAAACAAUCACCACAAGCCCAAAGGAAACAACCGAAACGUGGGAUUGACUGUCAACACUCUCAAUGUUUGUCUGCAUUUCAACUUAAUUCUGUUUUGAUUUUGAACUCAAAGAAUGUAGAAACGAACACAAUGAUGUAGAUACUAACGUUCACGCUGAUGUACAUCACAAGCGGCCAAAGUUCGACCGCCUAACUCUUGUAUCAUCUUCUCUGUUGAUAAAUCAUCGAAUGUUUCUUUCAAGAGACGAAUGCCUCCUACACAACACAAAUAGGUGGGAAGAGUGAGGCAAUAGUGACCAAAUAUUGUGACUGACUUGAAACGUUUGCGAGAUGUGCAAGAACCCAGACGGCCCAUAAGUUCAGUUGCAGGGCACUUUCUGCCUUUCAAGAGAAUCUUUGUGGUUGGUUGUCUCUAUUGGAUGUCCCAGCAUUUGGAUUGUGGCCUCUUGACAACAGUAAUUGGUUGCAGUUUGUGAUUGUCAAUGGGAUUAUGUAAUUAUUAUUGAUUAUUUGGGUAGCAGCCUAGUAUUGGUGUUAUACUAGAAUUGAAGACAUUUCUUAUGAAAAUGAGGAGAUAUGUAGGGAUUGCAUAGAAACAAUACAAAAAGGGAGGAAAGAGAGGGGAGAGGGAGAGAGAAUGCACA